AUGGCUGACUCCGAUUCUGACGAUUCAUUCCAUAGUGCAUUUGGAGAUGAUCAGGAUGAAGAACAACCUCAUGAACAAGGCUAUAAGCACCCAGAUGAGGCGACCGAAGAAGUAAUUCGAUCACGUGAUAAGACGGUAAUCAAAGUGAGUUUUUGCAUCUUUUUUAAAUCGAAGUAUAGGAAGAACCUGUCGAUCACAACAGUUCGGAACGAUUUGCCGAACCGAAAGAUGUUUAUGAAGAAAGUUUCGUCUCAAGCGACAAAAAUACACGUGAAAGGCUCCAUAUAGAAGAGAAUCUGAACGACGUUGAUAAGACCUUAACAUCCGAUAAUGAAAUUAAACCCUCGUCUGAUGGCUGGGAGGAAAAUUGGGGCGAUGAAAGCUCGGAUUCAGAUUGGGAAAAUUGGGGCGAAAAAGAAGAGGAAAGGAAUAAAAAACACCAUCUAAAACAUGUUCGACCGACAGUACAUGACAUUCCAAGCGAUUCUACAGAAGCUGAGGAAGAAGUGGAUAAAAGUAAGAAGAGAGAACGGCAAUUGGAACAUCAGAGUCAGAGUAUUUGGGAUUGGAGUGGUUUUAGUGAGGCGGUCAGUGCCGUUGGUAAGUUAAUUUUAUUAUCUAUUUUUGUUAUUUGAGGUGAUAAGAUAUCCAAUGUAGUGGAGACUGGGUUGGGACUCCCCGCACCUGAAGAAAUGGCCCAAUUGUCGAUCUCGGAAAGGAGGAAACUUCUCGAGGAAGCUCAGAAUGCAAAAGAGCCAGAACCGUCCCUAUCAUCUGAUGAGGCGACAGAGCCUCAGUCUCCUUCACCUUCAGGAAUACCAAACAUCCCGACCUCGGGCUUUGGCGGGUUAUUUUCUGGGCUCAUGAAUGGAGGAUUAGAUGUGUUAGAGAGUUUGGGAAAGAAGACAUUUGAGACCUUAACAGUUAAGGAUGAGGUGAGUGAGUAUUUUGUUUUUUUUUUUAAUAAUUUUCUUACCUUCAUGUUUUCAGACGGAACGAAGAAAGUUCUUUCUCUCAGCCGUUGAUUCUAGUGAUGCAAGUUUGUCCGAGAUGUUGAAGGAAGUUAAGAAAAACAAGGAUUUUGAGACAGAUGUAAAUCCAUCCAGAAAGGCCCGAUUUGGUUAUGGGAGCGCAAACUUGGAGAAUGCGGAAACAAAUUUCAUCACUUUGUUUGAGAGGAACGAAGGAAUGGUCCACUUGGAAGGCCUUGAAUUGAUCUCAUCUUCUCAGAAGCAACGGAUUACAAGUGAUUUCAACGAAGUGUAAGUCAACUUAAUUAAUCAAAGUAUAAGAGUCCUUUUUUAGAUUUGACGAAAAAAUUAAUGAAUUUAUUGUUGAGGAUGUGAGUGAAUGUGGAACCGAUGAUUUUGUAUACGAAAUGAAGAAGUGCCUAAGUGGAGUAGAUCUUCCUUUUAAAGCAGAUAAUGUGCUGAAAGCAGAUAAAGAGUUGGUAAAUGAAUUGGAGAAGACGCAGCGGACAGUUGACCAGGGGCUUGAAUCCGGUGUUGAGGUCAUGCAUCAGAAGGCCAUUCAGAGUUUGGCCAAGUUUACUGCACAUUCCAUUCAGGUCAGAGAAAUUCGUUGUUAACUACUUCGGUAUAUGCGAAUAUAUUUUCUCAUCAUGGAUUUCAGGCCUUGCACAAGAUAUCUCAACUUAUGUUAUUGCAAGAUGAACCUUCGGAUCUCGAGUCAGUGUUUGCCUUUACUUUCGUUUUAUGUCGUCGUCUUUCAUUUUACGCUUCUCAAUACGCAAACCUGCUGAGUGUUUUGGAUUCGUCAACAACUGUAAGUUUAACACUUUUAUUAUUAUCCUUGAUUUAGGUGGAUAAUGUAGUAACGAACAUCUUCUUCGAGUGCUCUAACGCCUGUCAUUACGUGAAGAAGGCGCUGUCAUUACUAAAACCCCUUUUUUGUAAAUAG
Bursaphelenchus xylophilus (pine wood nematode) is the source of this 1920-nucleotide messenger RNA. Lineage: Eukaryota; Metazoa; Nematoda; Chromadorea; Rhabditida; Aphelenchoididae. The record is from the annotation of a GenBank genome assembly.